AUGUGUGCACCGCCGCUGCCGGUGCGGAGCGGCGCCGCGACACCCAAGAGCGAGCCACGGAGCGACUCGCUGUCGACUGGCGGGCACACCACGCCGUGCACGCCGCUGCAUUUUGACGACGUCGAGCGUGUUCCGACCGUCUUUUCGUGCGAGUGGGACGAGUGCAAUGCCCACCUAUCGACGCUCGAGGCGCUUGCUGCGCAUGUGCAGCAGACGCAUACGAUGCAGGCCAAGCACUGGGAGGCCGUCAUGCAAGGCUCGCACUCGCCGUGGGCGACCGACUGCACGACGCCGAGCGAGGAAGCGCCGUACAUCGCCGGUGAUGCACACCUCGAAUCACUACUUCAUUUGGAGCCUGCGUGCCUGUGCCCUGCCCCGCUCCCUGGCAAGAAGAAGCACGGGUGCGGCUGGGAGCACUGCACCGAGUCCUUUGACACGCACGCCGAGCUCACCGAGCACAUUGCGACCGUGCACGUCGGCAGCGGCAAGAACCAGUACGAGUGUCGCUGGGUCGGCUGCGCACGCGUUGCCGAAGGGCGCACCUUUUCGCAGCGCCAAAAAGUGCUUCGGCACAUCAAAAGCCACACGGGCGACCGCCCGUAUGCGUGCCCCGUGUGCGAGAAGCGCUUCACCGAGGCGACGACCCUGACGCAGCACAUGCGUACACACACCAACGAGCGCCCGUACAAGUGCGACUUCCCGGGAUGCAACAAGACCUUUAGCGUCGCCGGCUCGCUCACGAUCCACCGCCGGACGCACACGGGUGAUCGCCCGUUUGUGUGCCCGGUGCCGGGGUGCGGCAAGCAGUUUGCCGAGAGCAGCAAUCUGAACAAGCACAUGCGCGUACACCGCGGCGAGCGCCCGUUUGCAUGCCCCGAAUGCAAGCGCACCUUUGCGCGCCUCGACCAGGUCACAAGGCACCGCAAGACGCACCUGCGCCCCCACAGCGAAAUAGACCGGGGCGCCUCCACGCCCCUCCACCAGGUCGGUGGGCACCCCGGCGCGGUGCGUGCGCUGGACGGCGGUGCGCGUGUCGUCAAGGCGUGCUCUACCCAAGAGGCCGAGUUUUACCUCGAGGCCUGGCGCGACGCCGGCGCGGCGCAUGCCCGUUUGCAAGAGUGCAUUCCAAAGUGCUUUGCGAUCCAAAUCGAGGGCCGUGCGGUGUGGGGCGACGCGGUGGGCGGCGACGGGAGCGCCGUCGUGCUCGAGAACCUAGCGUAUGGCUAUGAAAAUGCAAAUGUGUGCGACAUCAAGCUCGGCCAGCUGCUGUACGACGAGCGCCCCGGCUACACGACCCCCGAAAAAAUCGCACGCAUGCACGCCAAGGCGCAGCAGACGACGAGUGGCACGCUGGGUGUGCGCGUCACGGGCUGGAGCGUCUGGACAGACGGCACAUCUGCGACCACCGGCAAAGAGCCCGGGCGCGCCGCGCAGACGCUCGACGACGUCGGCCGGCUGUUGACCGAGGCGCUAUGCCUCGACGAUCCCCUGCACCGCGCCGCGGCCCAAACGCGCCUCUUGCCCCGCAUACGCGCACUCCAAGCAGCGAUGCGCACCGUGCCCGUGCAGCUGCGUGGCGCGAGCGUCCUGCUGGUCGUCGAUGCGUCCGCCCCCCAGCGCUGCGAUGCGCGUCUGAUCGAUUUCGCCCACUCGCGCUUUGACCGUGAGCCGGACCCGGGCCUCACGCUCGGCCUUGCGACGCUGAUUCGUGCGCUAGAGACGUAUACCUAA
Messenger RNA from Malassezia japonica, 1731 nucleotides. RefSeq names its product zinc-finger protein (gene SUR1). The record is from RefSeq and is a predicted model, not a curated record. NCBI's taxonomy places the organism in Eukaryota, Fungi, Basidiomycota, Malasseziomycetes, Malasseziales, Malasseziaceae. Gene Ontology annotation, cellular component: nucleus. The coding region runs from base 1 to 1731 and encodes 576 amino acids. Gene Ontology annotation, molecular function: DNA-binding transcription factor activity, RNA polymerase II-specific; RNA polymerase II cis-regulatory region sequence-specific DNA binding; kinase activity. The transcript is spliced from 2 exons. Gene Ontology annotation, biological process: smoothened signaling pathway; regulation of transcription by RNA polymerase II; inositol phosphate biosynthetic process.